GCCGGAGCGCUGGUUGUAGUGUAGCGUGUCGUUUAAUUGUUAACGCAGAGCGGUUUCUAACUGUGCUAAAGUUCGCAUUAGCACGCAUGCCCCGUGCUGAACGAGUCUUUCUGUCCGGCCCAAAGUCACAUCUGAGGAUGUGCGAGAAAAUAUCAGGUUUCAAUUGACAGGCAGCGGCAGCCGGAGCACUAAAAGCGGCGUCUUCCCGCGGGACCUCCUCACCUCCCGCGAGCGCGCGCGCGCGCGAAGUAAAGAAAAAAAGCACGAGCCGCGUUACGGCUUAAUAACGCGGCCGUUAUUAAGCGAAGUCGUUAUAGCAUGGACCAGCUAUGUUGUCCAGAAAAGGACUCAUUCCCGAGGAUUAUCUGCUGACCCGCUUGGCGGAGGAUGUGCUGCAGCCCAAAUUCAAGACUAAAACGCGGAAAGCGCGCUUCGUCGCCAAGAACGGGACGUGCAACGUCGCGCACACGAACAUCCGCGAACAAGGACGCUUUCUCCAGGACGUCUUCACUACUCUAGUGGACCUGAAAUGGCUUCACACGCUGCUGAUCUUCACCAUGUCGUUCCUGUGCAGCUGGCUCUUGUUCGGGAUGAUCUGGUGGCUCGUCGCGUUCGCGCACGGGGAUCUGGACGCGAAAGGGGACGACUUCGUGCCGUGCGUAACGGACAUCCACUCGUUCUCCUCCGCCUUUCUGUUCUCCAUCGAAGUGCAGGUGACCAUCGGCUUCGGAGGGCGGAUGAUCACGGAGGAGUGCGUGUCGGCCAUCGUGAUACUGAUCCUCCAAAACAUCGUCGGGCUCGUGAUCAACGCCAUCAUGCUGGGAUGCAUCUUCAUGAAAACGGCGCAGGCGAACCGGCGCGCGGAGACGCUCAUCUUCAGCAAGCACGCGGUCAUCACCGUCAGGAACGACAAGCUGUGCUUCAUGUUCCGCCUCGGGGACCUGAGGAAGAGCAUGAUCAUCAGCGCCACGGUGCACAUGCAGGUGGUGCGCAAAACCGUCACCAACGAAGGAGAGAUCGUGCCUUUGGACCAGAUCGACAUCCAGAUGGACAACCCGGUGGGCACCAACAGCAUCUUCCUGGUGUCUCCCCUCAUCAUCAGCCACGUUAUCGAUAAAAGCAGCCCUCUGUAUGAUCUAUCGGCGGCGGAUCUGCUGCACGAGGACAUCGAGGUGAUCGUCGUCCUGGAGGGGGUGGUGGAGACCACCGGCAUCACCACCCAAGCGCGGACCUCCUACCUGUCCGAGGAGAUCCUGUGGGGGCAGAGGUUCGUGCCGACGGUGUCCGAGGAGGACGGGAUGUACGCCGUGGACUACUCGAAGUUUGGGAACACGGUGAAGGUGGCGACGCCGAGCUGCAGCGCGCGUGCUUUGGAUGAAGCGGGAGGGAUGGAGAGCUUCAGACCGCUGGAGACCAGCGGCGCGUCGGUGAGGAGGAGAAUCAGACACCAGAACACCAAAGAACUGUGAAAGAACUCUGCCAUUGACCUCCUGAGACCCAAACAAAGGGCGUGUGUAUAUAUAUCGUAUCGGGACGCCCCCUUCUAAUGAACAGGUUUGACUUCUUUAGUAAGUUCCAUGAGCGCAAAUGUGACCCUGGACGACAAAACCAGUCACCAGGGCUCAGUUUUGUCAAUCUACGCAUCAGCCGAAAGCUGAAUAAGUAAGCUUUCCAUCGAUUUAGGGUUUGUUGGGACAAUAUAAGACACUGUUUGGCCUGAGAUACGACUGUUGGAAAAUCUUGAAUCUGAAAAAUGUGAAAUAUUGAGAAAAUCGCCUUGAAUGAAGUUACUCACAAUGCACUUUUUUAUACCAUAUUUAUGAUAGGAAAUAUCUUCAUGAAACAUCUUCAUAUCCUAAUGACUUCAUGUUCUGGACAAUCUUCUAAUUUCAUAGGAACAGUUUCUAUUCUCUGCGUACAAGGCGAAUGAUUGAUCGAGUCAGCGUGGAAGACCUCGAGCGGUCCGUGGAAACCUCUGGAGUGAAGUUAAACGCGGACUAUAUAUGGACAAACACAUUGGGAUUCAUUCAAAACAGAAAGGCACUUCUAAAACUCUGGCAACAAAGAUGGAAACGGAAUUCUGAAAUGCAUUUAAAAAUUGCGUUUCCAUCGUCGAAGAGUUUUGGACGCGUCUGAAGUGGUCGCUGGUAUUCGGUGGAGCGUUCAGCUGGCUUUCUGCAGACCAGGCAAGUUCUUCCACCCUGACUGAACGGUUUCUUGUUCAGCCUUGCUUCAUACCUCACACUCAUGGGAAUUACUGAAGUAUUCAAACUUGUUGGUUGGAAGCGGAAACCUUCAUAUACUUUUGGCAGUAUAGUGUGUGUGUUUAUAUUACACACACAUAGUGGUCUCCAAGAGUUUCAGAACAUCUACAGACCUGAAAAUAUGGACCUUUUUGGCCUUCAAAACAUGAUUUCAGUUCAUAACGCUCAUGAAACCUGCAGAUGGUUGUUCUGAGCACAGGAAAAAAAUCAGAUGAAGAUGCUGUUUUUAUCCACUUUUAAUGCUAACUUUUGGUAUGUCAGCCUUUUGUAGCAACGAUAUCUUCUGCAACUCAAGCCAAAGGCUUUUCUUUGAAUGUACAGAUCGGUUCCGGUUUAUUUUUCCAGUUUGCUUGACGGGGUUGAGGUCUGUCCAUCAUUUUUCAUGCUUCAGUAGAUUCCUCCCGUGGCAGGUUAGUUUUCUGGGAACUAGUUAGUUUCAAAGUUUUCUUAAUGCCCAAUUCAACUAAAUCAACAAAUUAAUUCGUCCACCAUGGUACGUAAAUGCAGUACAUUACAUUUAAUUUAUACAUAGGUAAUAUUAAUUUAUGUCAUUUAAUAUUUGUUACUUUUUGAAAUAUUUUUCUAUUUGAUAUUUUUUUAUAUGCUGCUUAUUAGCUAACAAUUUAUUAUUUUACUGUAAUCUUUAACAUCCAUUUUUAACAUCCAUUUAAUUUGAAAUCGAUAUAAAGUAUUAUUACAAUUAAAUAAAAAAUAUAUGAAAAUUAACAUUAAAUACAAAUAUUUGAAUGUUAAUUAUAUUUUUUACAUAGCCUGCUCUCUAUAUAGUCACUCAAUAACAAUUGUACUAUUUGUUUAAUAUUUUAAUAGCAUUUUUUAAAUAAUCGGAGAUGUCUUUGUACCUCUAAAACUAGCUAAGUCCACUUUAAUAAGUCUCAGGAGGUUAAUGCUGCACUACCGCGUUUGUAUUUACGGUCAAAUGUUAGAGCAAUAUUCUAUAUUGAUAUUGUAUAUUUUAGUGAGGAUAAGAAAUACGGAAGCACGCGUUUUCUCUCUCUAAAGCUCUCUUGUUGAGAGACGCACGUCUGAAUGAAGCUCUCAGGGGGUUGAGCGGCUGCACGUGCGUCGAGCGAGCAUGACGUCUCGUAUGAACGCCCUGUUUAAUGCCUGCCUCGUUAUAGAAAUAAACCAAGCCUGUUCAUUCGUACCGCG
Puntigrus tetrazona (Sumatra barb) is the source of this 3434-nucleotide messenger RNA. RefSeq names its product potassium inwardly rectifying channel subfamily J member 11 (gene kcnj11). Gene Ontology annotation, molecular function: ATP-activated inward rectifier potassium channel activity. Gene Ontology annotation, cellular component: plasma membrane. Bases 330 to 1469 code for a protein of 379 amino acids. The record is from RefSeq and is a predicted model, not a curated record. The transcript has a single exon. NCBI's taxonomy places the organism in Eukaryota, Metazoa, Chordata, Actinopteri, Cypriniformes, Cyprinidae. Gene Ontology annotation, biological process: potassium ion import across plasma membrane; regulation of monoatomic ion transmembrane transport.